GGAAAUUCUCUGCUGUGAACUUUGUAUCUAAUGCUGCCUGCUGGCACAGCCCUGGUGAACGUACAUCAACACAACACCAGCAACAGAAGGAACAAAACACAGACGAAGCAACGGCAACGAGGAGCUUGCUGAAAGAUUUAACCCUCAUACUGGCUGCUAAUUAAAAUGGCCACUUCAUAUGGCCCGUUGUUGUCUGAAGUGGUUGUGCUGCUAGUUGGUGAGAAAAAAAGUGGGAAGAGCUCAGUGGGAAACAUCAUCCUCGGCAGAAGGGCAUUUAACCAAAACACUUCUCGAAGCAGCAAGAAGAGCAGCAAAAACCUGGGAAUACAGGUGGCCGUGGUGGACACCCCAGGGUGGUCGUCCAACUUCCCCACACCAGACGUGUCCAAGGAGUUCCUCAGAGGGCUGACUCUCUGCCACCAGGUGCCUCCUGUCAUCCUACUGGUGCUGCCCAUCCCUAACCCCUUCGGAGAGGAGGAGUGGAGGGCUAUGGAGGCCCAGCUACAGCUGUUUCAAACCCCCAUCUGGCAUCAAGCCAUGGUCCUGUUCACCCGCGGAGACCACUUAGGAGGCCUGAACAUCCAGGAGUAUAUAAGGCGACAGGGUCUGAUUGUCCAAUGGCUGCUGGAGCGAUGCAGGAACAGGUACUAUGUCGUCAACAACCAGCCCGGUGCUCAGGAAACAGAGCUCCUUUUGAAGAUCCUGAUGAUCAUGGGGAUUACAAAGCAUCCCAAUUCACUCCAGUGCAGUUCACACACCCAGCUCAGACGAGAUGUGAGCGCGAGAAUUCAGGGGGGCAGGCCGAUACAGCAAGAGAAGAUAGAAAUGACAGAGAUGCAUGACGGGAGACCAGGACCAAGAAAGCAGAUGAGCUCAAGACGUCAGUACGCGCCCGCAGGUUUCGUUGUGAGCUCAGCUGGUUUGAAAAGGCCUCUUAGCCUCGUCCUCCUGGGAAGGAGAAAGUCAGGGAAGAGCUCAGCUGGCAACAUGAUCCUGGACAGAGAAGAGUUUGCGACUGACCUUAAGACCACUAGGUGCUCUGCAGGACACGGGCAGGUAUCACGGUGGUCUGUGACGGUGGUGGACACCCCGGGUUGGAGCAUGUACAGUCUGGCCGACCCCAAGCAGGUCAAGGAGGAGAUGAGUCUGAGCCCUUCUCUCUGCCCUGCAAAAAGCAAAGUGACGUUCCUGCUGGUUCUACCCGUGGACUCAUUCGGGGAGAAGGACAGGAAAGCUGUGGAGAAGUACCUCAGCCUUUUAGGGGAGGAGGUCUGGAGAAGCACUGUGGUGCUGUUUACCUAUGGAGAUGUUUUGAGAGGACAGACAGUUGAGGAGCACAUCUUGGAAAAGGGAGAGCCCCUGCAGUGGGUGCUCAACAGAUGCAACAACCAAUAUCAUGUGUUUGAUUCAUAUAAAGAAGACAGGACUCAAGUGAAUGAGCUGCUGGAGUUGGUGGAGCAAUUGUAAGUUUUACAUGAAUCAACUUGACCAUGACUGCUCUGAAUCAGCCAUGAAGCAGAGAAUGUUGCCCUAACCCUUCUUCUUCUUCUUCUUAGCCAUAAUUAGCGUUUCAGUCCAGAGUUGUGCCACUAGGGGGCAGUAAAAACGCGUGACCUGGUGAUCCUGUGUUCUUGUUAUAAAAUCUGUACACUGAAGUCUUAUAUAGUAUUUGUAUAGAAAAUUAUUCCUAAAUUCUCUUAUAUGGCAGUCCAUAUUUUCAAGAGAUUUUUGUCUUACACUGAACCGAUCUAUCCUCACAUCUCUGCAUGUUUAAAUUAAGACCAUUCGCUUCUUUCUUAAAUAUUUUGGUUUGUGGAUACCAUUUUACAACUGUUGUCAUUAUUCCAUAUUAUUGUUCAAUAUUAUUGCUUCAAACUAAAUUAUAAAUAUAAAGUAUUUAUAGAA
Mugil cephalus (flathead mullet) is the source of this 1905-nucleotide messenger RNA. Its product is annotated as GTPase IMAP family member 8-like. Gene Ontology annotation, molecular function: GTP binding. The transcript has 5 exons. NCBI's taxonomy places the organism in Eukaryota, Metazoa, Chordata, Actinopteri, Mugiliformes, Mugilidae. Bases 166 to 1467 code for a protein of 433 amino acids. The record is from RefSeq and is a predicted model, not a curated record.